Helianthus annuus (common sunflower) is the source of this 1985-nucleotide messenger RNA. RefSeq names its product glutathione S-transferase T3-like. Bases 665 to 1915 code for a protein of 416 amino acids. The transcript is spliced from 2 exons. Lineage: Eukaryota; Viridiplantae; Streptophyta; Magnoliopsida; Asterales; Asteraceae. The record is from RefSeq and is a predicted model, not a curated record.
AUUCAUUAUGAAACCAUCAAUUGCAUUUAAAAGGCUUACAAAACUAAGAAAACUAACAAGGCAUGUAACCGACAAAACAUACUAAGCUAUUAAGGCUAUUCGGUGUGGAGUAUGGUAGUACUUAAACGAUGCUCUGUCAUGUGGACGUUACGUAAGCGGGGUGUAAGGAUCGACCUAUAUAAUAUAUAUAUAUAUGAACUCAUGCAGGCCCGACCUUGGGUAUGGGCGAGGUGGGCGACAACCCCAAAACCCAAACUCUCGAAAGGCCCAUAAAUUAUAUUUUCAUAAAAUAUAUUUUAUUUAGUUGUGUGAGCGAUAACUUUUUAGCAUAUCACUCAUCAUGAAUUGCUCUAAGACUAGAAGGUAUGGGGGCCGGCUUGGCCCGGCUUGGCCCGGCGCCGGACCCCCACACCGCCCCCCUGGCCCGGCAAGCAUCACAACCGGCAACCACAAGCCGGGUGUGCCGCCCCAAAUCUCAAAAAUUCAACCGUUGAGUAACGGCUAGAUUAUUAAAAAAAAAAAAAAAUUCAAUUUCCUUUUAAAUAAAUACCAUAAUCCCAAUCCAUUUUUAUACCAUUUUCUCUCAUUCUACUCCCAUUCUUCUCCAUUUCUCAUCCUUUUUUAUAAAAAUACUCUAUAUUUUUUAUACCAUUCUCUACCAAACAUGAAUCCAUUCAACCCAAACAACCCCAACCCAAACAACCCCAACCCAAAUAAUCCCAAUCCGAACCAACCUAAUUUUUUUUCGAGUCCCGCUUACACUCCGACUAUGGAUCCUUCGUGGGGGACUUCGCAAUUUCCGUUUUCGGGUUUCCAACAAGUUCAACAAACACCCAACGCCUUCUCACAAAUGUCUCAACUUCAACAAGUUCAACAAUAUCAAGCGCUCCAACAAUUCAUGCAACGCAACACGUUUGAACAACUCCAAUCGCAAUCGCAACCCCCGGUUCAACUUGAAGAUGAUGAUGAAGAAGUCGUCCCCGAAUCACCACCGCAAGAGCUCACGCGAAAAAAAAACAAGGGGAAGGGAAAGAAGGUUGUUGAACCCGAAACCGCGGAAAAACCGAAACCAAGGGGGAGACCUUGGACGAAAGUAGAAGAGGAGGCGCUAGCUAUGGCGUAUGUUAAGGCUUCUACUUGCCCGAUAGUCGGAAACAACCAAUCGGGUACUAGUUUUUGGAGGAAGACAACGGAGAGGUUUAACGCGAUUAUGGAGCAUGGUCCGGCUCGUGAUGUCGAAUCCGUCUCGGCCAAGUGGCGAAAAAUGAUCAAGGUCGUCAACGCCUUUAAUCAAAUUUAUAACCAAAUUUACCUUAAUCCUCCAAGCGGGAGUAACGAGGCGGACAUUCUUAACCUUGCUAUCGCCAAGUGGGACUCUGAAAAUUCAACGCCUUUCCCGCACUUCCGAGCAUGGAAAGUUGUAAGUAAAGAACAAAAAUGGAAGCCGAUUCCAAAUGAGGUCGCAACGGCCAAACGCACUAAAACUUCCGAGUCCGGAAGUUAUAGUGCGGGAGGCUCCACCGCUCGAUGUCAAAUCGACAUAAACGACGACCCGGAAGAUGACGAGGAUGUCUUGCCCGUUCACGAGUCGGAACGUCCCCCCGGGAGGGACAAAGCAAAAAAAGAAGCGGCCGGAAAGCGAAAAGUGGCCGGCUCGAGUGGAGGUGGCGGCUCGAGUGGAGGUAGGGGCGAAAAGGCAUCGUCAAAAAUGGACGACUUGAUAAGCGAAUUCCGUUCGUUCAAACAGUUCGCGGCCGAAAAGUAUUCUCACAAGAAAAACGUGUCGUCCGACUAUGCUCGAGCGGAAGAUUUUAGGAUUAUGCGAUUGGAUCUCGACUCGGUUCCGGAGGAUGAACGCGAGGUUUAUCGGAGGAUGAAAGAAGAGGUGAAAAAAAAUGGACGUCGUAGGUUUUAGGAAACGUAAUUUUUUUAUUUUUUAUAUUCGGUUUCUUUUUUUUUUAGGAAAUGUAAUUGUUUUUAUUUUU